AAAUAGAAAAUAUAGAUAAAAAAAGAAAAAGAAAUAAGGUGUAGUGUAAAGCUUCACAAGAAGAUCCACUGCUACUGAAACUUGUGCGCAACCACUGGAACUUUCCUCCGUCGCGAAAACCACCGUCAAAUUCAUCUCCGUCACCGCUAAAUUCAGCAGCACCCGCUGCUAUGUUUGUUGUCGGUUUCAUUUGCAGUAACACUUCUCAAACACUCUCAAACCCCACAAAGAUGAAAACUUUCCCCUCAAUUCAACCACACCACAAUUUCCAUUUCCCAAUAUUUUUCUCUUCUACUUCCAUAAGGGCUCAAUUUCCUUUCUCUGCAAGGGUCAUCUUUUGUCAGGCAAAAUCUGACUUUUCAUGGUGCUUUUAACUCAGGCACAAAUGGUUCAUUAACCGUAAAACUGUUGCCUCCAACCCUAUUAGCAGCUGAAAAGGAAGAAGCCAAAGCUGUAUUAACCUUGUUUUUGAAGAAACAAGGUAUGAGCAAUGCAAAUGCAGCAAGAACCAUCAACAAAUCAGAUCCUUUUAUUGAUCACCUUCUCUCAAAGCUUCACUUGAAACACAAAACUUGGUACCUUUCAGGGAGAGAGCUUACAACACUUGAGAUCAGGGAUGCUCUAAUCUCUUAUCUCGAAUCCCUUUUUGAAGAGCAUGGAAAAAUUCUAGUGGAUGUAGUGGAAAACUAUCCAAACCCGCCUGUUAAGGAUAAAUCAGCUGUGCCAAUUCCCCCUCCUAAGCCUAGUCCAGUGGUAGACUCGAAGAAACCUAAAGCUGUGUCUCGAGUGAGUGAGAUAGACCCUGUUGCCGGAAAUCUUCGCCCUCAUAUUGUUUAUCUCAUGGAACUUGGAAUGGAUAUUGAGCAGAUUAGGACUAUUUUGCGACGAUUUCCAGCUUUCGCCUAUUAUAGCUUGGAGGGUAAAAUUAAGCCGGUGGUUGAGUUUUUUCUUGAACUUGGAGUACCAAAAGAAAAAAUUCUUAUUAUUCUCAUCAAAAGGCCUCAAUUAUGUGGAAUCAGUCUAUCCGAAAAUCUUAAGCCCACCAUGAAGUUCUUCGAAUCUUUGGGCGUUGACAAGAAACAAUGGGCAAAGGUGAUCUAUCGCUUCCCAGCUCUGCUAACUUACAGCAAACAGAAGAUUAACGAAAGUGUUGAUUUUCUCCAUGAAUUAGGCCUCUCAGAAGAGAGCAUAGGUAAGAUUAUAACUCGCUGCCCCAAUAUUGUUAGUUACAGUGUAGAGGACAAUCUCCGACCAACAGCAACAUACUUCCGUUCUUUAGGGGUUGAUGUUGGCAUUCUUCUAUUCAAGUGUCCACAAAAUUUUGGUCUUAGCAUCGAGGCCAAUAUAAAGCCUGUAACAGAAUUUUUCUUGGAGAGGGGAUACACGUUGGAAGAAAUCGGGAUGAUGAUUUCGAGAUACGGCGCAUUGUACACUUUCAGCUUGACCGAGAAUUUGAUGCCAAAAUGGGAUUUCUUUAUGACUAUGGAUUAUCCAAAUUCUGAGCUGAUUAAAUUCCCUCAGUUUUUUGGAUAUAGUUUAGAACAGAGGAUUAAACCGAGAUACGCACGCGUGAAAAGUUCAGGGGUAAGAUUACUGCUGAAUCAGGUUCUUUCACUGUCAAGCAGCAACUUUGAAGAGGUCUUGAAAAAGAAAAUGAAGAAAUUGCAAGUUGGUUAGGAUAUUUUUUUAUAACAGCAAAGGUUGUUCAAUCUCAUAAUGAAAAAAUUGAGACUUUCGGGCAAUGUCUCAAGUCAUAAGAUGGCCAUGACUGUUUUGUUUUUUUUUCGAUCAAUAGCAUUACAAAUUACAACUUUUAAUUCACAUAUGAAGUGAAAAGUUGCAGAUGCAGUUGAUGGCCACGAAGUUAAGCAUCUUAAUUGAAGUGACUUUGGAACAUGUUAGCAUCUGAAACCAAUUUUUUUUGCAGGGUUUUUGACAUGAAUGACAUUGGUCAAAUCUGCUUGCAAGUUGGUAUUAACAUUGUAUAUGUGAUUGUAUUUAUCUCCAUAUAGUAAUUGGAGUACUUGUUGUGUACUUGGUAAAAUAGAUUAUUAGAGGAUGCAAUUGGUAACAUGUAAUCAGAUUUUAGUACUAGUUUAUUGUAACGAGGACAUUCUGAUGGGAAAAAACCUGUGUUUCUGUAGCAUUUUUAUGUACCAUAUGGUGAGACCAUGAGAAGAGUUGAUUGGCCAUAUAGUCAAUACCUCUCACACAUUAUCUUGAUACACCCUUAUAUUUGCUAGAUUAUUAUUACUCAUAUCUUGAGAGA
Cicer arietinum (chickpea) is the source of this 2269-nucleotide messenger RNA. RefSeq names its product transcription termination factor MTERF5, chloroplastic. NCBI's taxonomy places the organism in Eukaryota, Viridiplantae, Streptophyta, Magnoliopsida, Fabales, Fabaceae. The record is from RefSeq and is a predicted model, not a curated record. Gene Ontology annotation, biological process: regulation of DNA-templated transcription. Gene Ontology annotation, molecular function: double-stranded DNA binding.